AAGGUGAAUUUAUAACGAUGAACGUAUCUUAAGAAUAAUAAUUUCGAAAAUAUCUAAAAAUUAGAAAAAAUUGUAAUUACUUCAGCAAAAUAUUGUUUUAUCAAAAAUAAUAUAAUAGUUCAUCAAAGAAGAUAAGUGGGAAGUAUAUAUAAAAGAGCAAUUUUUUUUUUUUAUUUCAUACAGUAAUUUUUCACAUUGUAGCACUACUGUAGAUUUAUAUAAGUGUUUGUAAUAUGCUAAUAUUUUUUCUUCUGCUAAUUUUUGGAAUAACAAUUUAUCAUCUUAGCGUUCAUUAUGGUAAGAGUGGAAGAAUUAUUAAUAAAAUUCCAGGUCCAAAGAAUUUACCAAUUUUUGGCAGUGUCUUAGGUUAUAUGGUGCCAACAGAUGAAUUAUGGAUUGCUCAUAGAAAAAUUAAUGCUAUGUAUUAUCCAAUUAAUAAAGUUUGGCUUGGAAGUACUCCUGUUAUAAGUAUCUAUCAUCCAGAUGAUGUUCAGAUAUUACUCAGUAGUUUAAAACAUACGGAAAAAAGUAUGCUGUAUAAAUUUUUACAUCCAUGGUUAGGAACAGGAUUGCUUACUAGCUCUGGUAUUAAAUGGCAAAGGAGAAGAAAAUUAUUGACACCAGCUUUUCAUUUUGAAAUUUUACGUGGAUUCAUUCAUAUAUUUAAUAAGCAAGGAGAAAUUUUAAUAAAUCGUCUAAAACAUCAAGAUGAGGCAGUUAUUCAAAAUAUUGUACCAAUUUUAACAGAAUGUACUCUAAACUCAAUAUUGGAGACAGCUAUGGGUACAUCUUUAGAUGAAAUAAAAACUCGAAAUUUAUAUGGAUCAGCUAUUCGGGAAAUAUCAAAUAAUUUAUUUUUUAGGGCCUUAAGACCUUGGCUUCAUUUUGAUAAAAUUUUUAAUCUAACUCCUACUGGGAUAAAACAGCAGAAAUUAAUUAACGUACUUCAUGGAUUUUCGAAUCAAGUAAUUCAAAAUCGAAAAGAAGAAAAUGAACGAAAGUCGAAAAUGAAAGACGAAUCUUUUUUAGUUGAUGCAAAAGAACAACAACGUAUUAAAUCUGAAUGUAAAAAGGCAUUACUUGAUAUCCUUAUAAAUGCUGCAAAAAAAAAUCCUGACGUUGACGAUACUGCAAUUAGAGAGGAAGUUGAUACAUUUGUUUUUGAAGGCCAUGAUACAACUGCAAUGGGAGCUUGCUUUACAAUAUUACUUUUAGCUGAACAUAAAGAAAUUCAGGAAAUAGCACGAGAGGAAGUUUGUCAAAUUUUUAAGGAAAGUUGCGGUAAAAUUGAAAUGAAGGAAAUUAAUCGAUUUUCAUAUCUUGAUCGAUGUAUUAAGGAGGCUCUACGUUUAUUUCCUGGUGUUCCUGGUAUAGCACGAGUUCUUCAUGAAGAUCUGCAACUAAAAAAUUAUUUAGCACCAGCUGGAACAAAUAUUCAUUUACAUAUAUUUGAUCUUCAUCGAGAUGAAAACUUUUGGCCCAAUCCACUUGUUUAUGAGCCAAAUAGAUUUCUACCUGAAAAUAUACAAAGUAGACAUUCAUUUUCGUAUAUUCCAUUUAGUGCUGGUCCUCGAAAUUGUAUAGGACAAAAAUUUGCAAUGAUGGAAAUAAAAAUUCUUGUUGCCAAUUUACUUUAUAAUUUUGAUAUGGAAACACUUGAUUCAUUUCAGAAUGUUAAACUUCAUCAGGAUAUUAUCAUUAGGCCAGGACAACCAAUACGUGUAAAGUUUAUAAAAAGGGAUGUGCCAAUUUUUUAAUUUCUAUAUAAAAUUUUAUCUAGAAAUAAGUGAGGCAAAAGAAUUUUUAUAGAAAUUGUAAAAAAAAAAUAAAAGUCGAAAACUAGAACCAAUAUUAUUUUUCUAACAAAGUAUAUAACACUGACCAUGUACCACACGCCGGAAUUGAAUUUUAUUUUAACUAUACACAUUUUGUAGAUAAUCGAAAAAUAUUUUGAUACGUAUUUUUUCUUAAUAUUUUCAUUCAUAAAUUUUUUUUGGUAAUCUCAUACUUGUUUUCUAUCUUCUAUAUGUUUAUCAGAAUUUUAACCCAGUUUCACUGACCUUGACUGCUGUCGAAACUAUAAAUGGCAGCAAAUUUCUAGAUAUCGACAGCUAUACUUUAUCUUAAUUAAAUAAUUUCAUAUUUUCAAUAUUCAUAUUAUCUAAACUAAUUAUUGUGUCAGCAU
Messenger RNA from Leptopilina boulardi, 2185 nucleotides. Its product is annotated as cytochrome P450 4C1-like. Bases 234 to 1757 code for a protein of 507 amino acids. The transcript has 11 exons. Lineage: Eukaryota; Metazoa; Arthropoda; Insecta; Hymenoptera; Figitidae. The record is from RefSeq and is a predicted model, not a curated record. Gene Ontology annotation, molecular function: oxidoreductase activity, acting on paired donors, with incorporation or reduction of molecular oxygen; iron ion binding; heme binding.